Messenger RNA from Mytilus trossulus (common blue mussel), 676 nucleotides. RefSeq names its product cytochrome b-c1 complex subunit 7-like. Lineage: Eukaryota; Metazoa; Mollusca; Bivalvia; Mytilida; Mytilidae. Gene Ontology annotation, biological process: mitochondrial electron transport, ubiquinol to cytochrome c. The transcript is spliced from 4 exons. Bases 66 to 545 code for a protein of 159 amino acids. The record is from RefSeq and is a predicted model, not a curated record.
GCUGGUUUCCUGUUGACUUUUCCUAUUCCUCCUUUACACAUAGACGGCUUCCAGUAGACACAGCAAUGGCGUUAAGAAAGCUCUGCCAGGUUGGGAUUGGGUCUUCCCGUAACUAUUGUACAGCGGCUAAGAUCGAAGCCAGAAAGGAAGCCUUAGCAACAAGUCCACAAUGGUUGGUCGGACUCAGUAGAUGGGCUUACUACAAAUCUUAUUUUCCAACACUAGGUCUGAUGAGAGAUGACUGUUUAUAUGUGGAUAAGUAUGUGAAAGAAGCUGUAGAAAGACUCCCCAAUGAUGUUAAAGUAGCCAGGGAAUUCAGAAUGAGCAGAGCCCUUAUUCUAAGUCAUAGCAAGGAAAUAUUACCCAAGGAAGAAUGGACAAACUAUGACGAGGAUGUGGAUUAUUUAUCACCAAUAGUUGAAAAAGUAAAGGAUGAGCACAGACUUAGGAAGAUCUUAGAUGAGAAAAACGGAACAAGGAAGACCCAGGGAAUUUUCGGUACCAUUGGACAACUUUUGGGAUUGCAGAAAACUAUUGAUAAAUGAAAGAAAACUGUUAUUACAUGAAACAAUAUUUAGUUAAAUGUUUUUUUAUCUUGUGAGAACAUUUUUAAUUUAUGAAAAAUCCAUCUAGAUUUUUGAGUUCAGGAAGUUGUAAAUAAAAUAAAAAAAUAUUG